Messenger RNA from Paramecium pentaurelia, 162 nucleotides. The record is from the annotation of a GenBank genome assembly. NCBI's taxonomy places the organism in Eukaryota, Ciliophora, Oligohymenophorea, Peniculida, Parameciidae.
AUGAUCAAGGAAGAAUUCCACCUGUGUAAUGAAAUAAAGACACCAAAUUGUGGUUUAAUUUUAAGGCCAUUUCUAUUAAAGUUUUUCAAGCAAACUUUGUAAUUGUCAAUAUCUAAUAAUAAAUUUUUAUAAUUUGGACAAAUUAUUAAGGUUGUUAUAUGA